GAGCGCGCGUCUACGCCGAGAACGAGCGCGAGUGGUGCGAACGCGUUCGUGGUGCGCGAGCUGUGCGCGAGAGAGCGAGAUCGAUUUCAGCGGCUAUCAAUCCAUAAACACAGUGCUCUGACGCAGCGACCUGCGAAUGUUGCGGCGAUUUUUCGACGUCGAGAGGUCGACGGUUUGGUGGUUUCGUGGGAAAGUGCGCGCAUCGGCGGCGAGCGCAUCAUCGCUCGCACGACGUGACGUUCCUCUCUCAGCCUUCGGGCAGCAUUCCCCCGCAGGAUUUAUCCUGACGCGGAUAGCGCGCGGAAAACGCGGAACACGUCGCCAAGUGAUCACGUUGUGUGGACUUCGCUAUGUGGAUGUUAUGCGCGUGCUGGAGGAGGCGUCUUCCUUCGCGUAAACGUUUCGGGAUCUGUGGGAUCUGUGGGAUGAAUGCAAAAUGACGCCAUGGCUGAUGGCAUUCUUCUGUCUGGUGACUGCCGGCUGCACGAACGUCACGGACCAGCAAACAUCGGAAACGCAUCGCGAUCAUCAAGUGGCGAUCUUGAAACAGAUCAGAAAGGUGAACGAAGACGGUUCUUACACGUACGGCUACGAGGCCGGUGACGGAUCAUUCAAGGUUGAGAGUCGCGAUGUUCUGGGCAACAUUAAGGGCACGUUCGGCUUCGUGGACGCCGACGGCGAGAUAAAGAGGGUCUCGUACUCCUCGUCGAACGGGACGGGCUUUAAAGCGACCACCGUGUCACCGUUGCAGGAACACGUGUCGGUCGUACAGAGUAUACCGCGCGUCAACCGCACCACGGCGACCACAAAGAAGCCGAGCAUCGUGUACGCCGCGACGACGACGUCGGAGGCGCCGACCAAGUCGUCGGUCGUGCAGUCGAUUCCACGUACGAGAAAAACGACCAGCACCGCCACUACGACGACCACAAGCACCACCACCACCACCACCGAGGCCCCGAAGACGAUAUUCGGGCAUUACCUGAAGGGCACGCCGAAGAGCAGGCCGCGUUUCAUCAUCAACGGCCAGCAGAGGCCGAUCAUCGCGGAGGACGUCGAAGACGAGGAUUCUCAGAUCAACCGACCCAGCACGGACGACAAGAGCGGCGUCUACCGGAGGAUCGUCUUCGCCAAGCGACCGAUCGAACACAGCCUCCCCCCAAUCUCCGAGGACUUUGUGGACAAAGAGGACGAGGCCAAGAUCACGACGGGAAACACUCUGAGAAGGCAGCUACACGACGAGACCACCAAGGCCAACUCCGCGGCGGACAACAACGACGACCACUCGGACGUUUACGGCGGCUCCUUGUCCACGACGCGCCCUUUGUUCACCACGUCCUCCCCAAACAGGGUCCUCCAAAGAAUCCCCGUGACUUCGCGGCCAAAGAUUUACGUGAACCGCGAUAACCUAAGCCCGACUCGAUUCGACAACUCCAAGUACGAGGAGCCUCGGGUCUUCGAGACGGAGACGAAGCCCAGUCAGGAGGAGCGCGCGUCGUCAGCUCAGCAGGUGCUGCUUCGCAGCGCCCCUAGACUGCCGGUCGAGAACCGGGACUACGUGAGGCAAAGCACCGAGCCCGUCUACGUGAGGCAGCAAGCCGAGCAGUACCUGCGAGAACUGCCGCCCAGGAUACUCGUGCCGUCCCAGCAGAGCAGCAUCGACGAGGACGCAGGCGUCUACAGAGCGAUACCGAUCGGCAGAAUCCUCUUCCGACCGGCCGCGAAUCAGCAGCCGGGUGCCGUCUAUUCGACCACGACCGAUGCCAACAUCCACUACCUGACGGAGAAUCCCGCCGUGCCCGACCAUGAGGACGAGGCGCGGAUCGCGAUGAACGCCAACUACGUGCGGCCGCGGCCUGUGAUGCGGCCGUUGCUCUACCCGGAGCCCGAGCAGAGGCGGCCGCUCCUGCGGCCGGUACCGAAUCCGGUAACUCAGUCCGACGACAGGGAGUACCAGCCGACCACCCCCGAGUACCCUUACCGCCCCAACGCCGGCCUCGCGUUACCACCCGAGCCGCCGAACCCGAUCGCGCCGCCUCUGAGCCGACGGGACUUCCAAAUCCUGCUGAGAAGGCUGCUGGUCAGCCAAUACGGAGUGCAGGCCUUGUCCUACCCGAAGAGCUACCUCGAGGACGCCCUGUACGAUCAGCAACCGUACUCUUCGUACCCGGCAAGCUACCAGACGCCAUUAACCAGGCCCGAGCUGUACGAUCAGCAGGUGCAGUAUGGCGAACGAGUGCCCCUGAGGCGACCGUUGUAUCCCAGAGCUCUGAACCCGCUGUAUCAGCAGUACGACGACUACCACGACGGCAGGUACUCCAAGAGAGUCUACAGGCAGAAGUUCUACACGCAGGACGUGAGCGACGACGGCGACGAGGUCCUGCCGGCGCCGAUCAGGGAGGCCUUGCUGCUGAGAAUGGUGAACCUAGCGAUCAACGCCGAACGAGCCGCGAUAAUACCGACCGCUUUGGUAACCAGCACCACGACGCCGCCGUCGAGUUACAGGAAGACCGGCCCGGUGAGGAGCGUGCAGAUCAUAACGACGGACGACGCCGAGGAGGAGAAGGACAUGAUGAGGAAGAAGAUGUAACGACGGCUGCGGCGGCUACGAGUAGUUAGGGAUUCCCGGCCGGCGCGGCGCGGCGAGUGUUUCGCUCGCCGCGAGUAAAUCGCGGGUUAAAAAAUUAUUGUAGAGUUCUCGUUUCUCGUCCCGGUUUACCGCGCUACCGUGUACGACGAGAGUCGACGAGUGCGACGAGAGCCGCAGAGUUGCAUCUCGCGCAUGUAUUCGCAUGUACGUUUUCUUUUUUCCUCUUUGUAUCUCUUAGAAAUUGGACGACCGUAUAUUGUCAUCAAAGCCGACGUACCGAGUCUCGUUGGGAAGGAGCCGAUUCCAAAGCUUGGAAGGUGGGAGAUGACCUCACACUUAAAUAUACGUGUGUGUUCCAUGAUUUAUUAGCGCUAAGUAUACCGGAACGCGCGCCGUCGCGAGCCCUUGUGGCAAUACACCUGUGACGUGACGAAGCGGCUUACGUCAACGAUAGCGACUUUUUGUCUUGCGGACAACGAACGGACGUACGUACGUCCGUCCGUCCGUCCGUCCG
Molecule: messenger RNA, 3101 nt
Organism: Harpegnathos saltator (Jerdon's jumping ant)
Lineage: Eukaryota; Metazoa; Arthropoda; Insecta; Hymenoptera; Formicidae
Exons: 3
Coding region: 437-2587 (716 amino acids)
Cellular component (GO): chitin-based extracellular matrix
Molecular function (GO): structural constituent of chitin-based larval cuticle
Source: RefSeq, a predicted model, not a curated record